Messenger RNA from Phytophthora nicotianae INRA-310, 495 nucleotides. RefSeq lists its product as hypothetical. The transcript is spliced from 2 exons. Lineage: Eukaryota; Oomycota; Peronosporomycetes; Peronosporales; Peronosporaceae. The record is from RefSeq and is a predicted model, not a curated record. The coding region runs from base 1 to 495 and encodes 164 amino acids.
AUGUCCAAGGCAUUAGAGUCGGAGCUGACUACGUAUUUCAAGGGUCUGAAGCACACACUAGCCAAGGAAGCAUCAAAUGGAACGGGCAGAAUCAAGACUGGCAAGGAUCCUCUUAUGUUCGAUCUGUACAUUUUUCUCUGUAAGAAGAUGCUUCUACUACCUGGGAAGGACAUGGCAUUCUCGCAUGCGUACAUGGUUAUCGCGUGGAAUUUAAUGUGCCGGUCAUCUAAUGCAUUUGGAAUCCGCCACUCACAUAUGGAGUGGAGAGGUGAUGCGUUGCAAAUUUACUUUGCCCAUAUGAAGAAUGAUCAAGGCGGAGAGCGCCCGCGUGACACUCGGCAUAUUUAUGCCAACCCCCUGGAGCCUUCCAUUUGCCCCAUUGUUGCGUUGGGUUUAUAUUGGGCGACUACUGUGUUUGAUGAUAGACAUCUUCUCUUCCAUGGAAGCAAUCACGCCAAGGCCUCGAUCCAACAGAGCUUGGGACCCAUUCAAUGA